Molecule: messenger RNA, 2007 nt
Organism: Nematolebias whitei (Rio pearlfish)
Lineage: Eukaryota; Metazoa; Chordata; Actinopteri; Cyprinodontiformes; Rivulidae
Exons: 3
Coding region: 1-2007 (668 amino acids)
Source: RefSeq, a predicted model, not a curated record
AUGAACAGAAAUGAUGCACCUGUCAGUAUUGAGCCCCCAGUUGACCACAGUACGAUCAGCUCACAACUACGGCAAAAAACAGAUGACGUCCAGACCUCCUCUUUGUGCAGAAAUCUUCAAGCAAAAACCGAUCAAACAGCACAAGACACGUUGUAUAAGUUCAGGAAGUCAAGUGAGAGCUGCUCAGUCAUUUUGACUCAUCAAAAACAGUUUCAUUGUGACAGCCCUGCAGGAACUGAGAACAUCCCAGAGCGUAAUAUUUCACCUGCCACCCAGGAAAACCAAGUUGACGCAGCUAUAAAAGCGGUCGAAAGGACAAAAGUACAAAAUGACGAGAAGGCAGAGGUUAAUGGUACCAGUAAGUUGGCCUCGUGUGAGAAGAUACUUGAAAUGGAGACUGAAGCUCUUGGUCUGCACAAGACUGAAGGAAUUAAAACAUUGAAGACAAGUGAUCUAGAAAACAAAGUCCCCAGUGAAGUAACUGGGGAUACUUGUAAUUUAGGGAGGGAAACGAAAGAGCCCACAUCAACACUGGUGGAAAAAACUAGCUCAGAUACACAAAAACUGAAGUCAGGUGUGUUUGACACAGAUCUUUCAGAGCAAACACAAACCUUGGAAAACAUAACGUCUCUUAAACCCAUCAAAGACUCAAAACAACACCCAAAAGCUGAACCAAAAGUAAUAUCUAUUGCUGAAAUUAUGAGGUCGCAAAUUAAAGCUCUUGAGUCAGUGCAAGCCAACUCAGGAUCCAGCACACCAGCUCAGGCUAACUUAGCUCAAGGUCUGACAGUAACAGCAGGAGCCUCUCAGGAAGGAGGUGAAAACAUAAAACACAACAGAGAAUCAAAUGUUUUCAAGCCUGACAAUAAAACUGAAGAAAGCCCCAAAUGUCUGCCUCUCACAAACCUAAAGGCAACACUUGUGAAGAUUGAUCAACCACUAGAUGAGAAGAAAGAACAAGCUGCAACGUCAACCCCGGCUCAGCCUUUGAAUGAGCUUCCUGUCUCUUUCAGAAGCACGGACACACCCAGAACAGAGCUUCAUGGAAGAAAUGACGAUGAAGCUGAAAACGAUUCCUCUUUGGGUUCUGAUUCCAGGUCUAAAGGUUUGAAAGACACACUUCUUUCUUUAACUUCUAAGGACAAAAUUACUGAAACGCUUCAGUCAGUUUUAAAACAAUCUAAAACUAUGAGUCAGAAAUUUGAGUCUCCAGUUAGAGAGACACACAUCAAGGCCAGUUUUCAAGAGACAAACGUUACAAUUUUGGAGCACAUCAAAGAUCAAACUGUUCAAAACCCCAACACAGGAUUUAUACAAACACAAGUUCCCGCCAAAUGUCUUGACAGCAAAGUAGAAACAAGACUUGAAGAAGUUGACAUACCUCUUCCAAGUCAACUCAAAAUGGACAACGCAAACACCGCUUCUUCACUCGGGUUGCAAACAGAUCGUACUGAAAGCAAACCUAGCCCCGCCAAGCAAGAAAAUGAUUCUCAGGUUGUCCAGCAGGAGAGCUCAGAGGUUAAAGACCAUCUAAGAUCGGAGUUCUUGAACAAUCUGUCUCCAGAGCCAAGUCCACUUGUAAGGAGCAAAAACUGUAUUUCUCCUGUCCCGUCUGCGAGUCUGAAAGAGCUGGCCUCUGGGGCCCGACGCAAACUCUCAACACCCUCAACCAAACCUGAGGAGGCCCACGUGGCCACGUCGUCCACAGACAACCAAACUCAGACAAAGGGAUCAUCUGUGAAAGGCACCAAGAUGUCCACCAGCACUGCGUCUCCCAGCCCGUCUCGACGGCCUCUUCUUCUGCAGCCGGCUGGAGAACAAAGCUCAGUGACAGAACGGCUGUCUCCACUCUUGAGCCGGAGGAAGACAGUGUCUGAAGCUCAGACCCCAAACCAGGCGCUCACUGAACAGACCCAGACUGAGGGGAAACCUGCAGAGGAUAGACACAACCCAUUCAAAGCUCCUCAAGUUAUCCGUAAAAUCAGGACUCAUAUCAUUGUGCCAUAG